AUAUCAAUUUUUAUGAUCAUAUCUAACAAAUAACACUUAAAUAUUUGCAUUAGUUACAGUGACUCGCUAAAAUAACAAUAUUUUGCACAUUAAAUUCAUCGCCGAACAGGUUUAGUGAGUGAUACAAAGUAUUCGCCUGAGUGACUCAUAAUUCACAGCGCAUAACUAGUGUCUUCAUACCUACAAUCGGAUUCUACAAAAUAGAUUAAACAUGCUGUGUAACAAUUGUAAUAUUGCGUUGAUACCUGAAGAAACAAUAAAAUGUGUGGCCUGCCAGGAAACGUGUCAUUACGCAUGUUUUGGAAUAAAAGAUACCGAUUACAAAAAGAUGCUGCCUAUGAAUAAAGCUAAGUGGAAAUGUAAUAACUGCAAAUCAAAAAAAAAGGGAAGUAAUUUAAUAAUAAGUCCUAUUACAAACACCAUUCCUGAGAGUAGUUUUCAGUCUAUUUCAGCUCAAAACACCGAUUUAAAGUCUAUGCUUGCUCACUUUGACGAUAGAUUUAAUAGUUUAAAUUCUACAAUAGAAUCAUUUAAAUGUUUCUUUACUGAUGAAUUUCGUAAGCUUUCUGAAACAGUAAGUUCAUGGUCUUCAAAAAUUACUACUAUGGAGUCAUGCAUAAAUACCAUCGUAGACCGUAUAAAUGAUUUAGAUAAGGAGGUCUCUAAAGUUAACAGCUAUCAAAUCGAAUUAAAUGAUUUAAAGCAAAAAAUUAAUGAACUAUCAGAAGGCACCUUAAGAAACGACCAGUGGGUUCGGCGGUCGAAUAUUCAGAUUAACGGCAUCCCACACAAAAAAAGCGAAAACUUAAUUCAAAUUGUUCAAAGUUUAGCGUCAAAAAGUGGUUACUGCUUAAAUCCAGAUACGGACAUAGAUUUCGUGACCAGAGUGGCAAUUAAGAAUGACUCGGUAGAAAAUAAACCCCGCCCAAUUAUAUUAAAAAUGCAGGCACGAUAUAAAAAGGAUGACUUUCUUUCAUCACUAAGGAAAAUAAAAAAUUUAAAAGCUUCCGACCUUGGAUAUGCCGGUGUUAAUACUCCAAUAUAUGCUAAUGAUCACCUAUCAACCUAUAAUAAAUCUCUUCUAAAUGAGGCUAGACGAAGAGCAAAGCAGAAAGGCUUCAUGUAUUGCUGGGUCCGUAACUGUACGAUCAUGGUUCGGAAAACUAGCAGCUCACCGGUUAUUCAUAUAAGUUCUAGUGAAUGUUUAAAGAAAAUCACAUAAGUGCUACCAUACUAAACUCAUACAUGUUUGUCUUUGCUUUGAUAUUAAUGACUUUUAAAAUUAUUUAUAGAUAUUAUAGUUUUAAUUGUAGUUGCUGUUUUUGCAAGCUUUAUAAUGUGGUUGGUUCUGCGAGGGAAUGUUUCUAUAAGCUAGUUAUUUUAUUAUUUAUUAUAAGUGCUUUUAUUUAUUGCUAUACAAUUUUGUGGUGUAUGUUUUUAAACUUAUUUUGUAGAAAACUGUUUGAACAAAUUUUGGAUCGAAUUAUUACUUAUGAUUACUAUUUAUUAAUGCUUCUUCUAACUUAGUAUGGCUCUAACUAUAUUUUACCAAAACGUUAGGGGAUUACGCACCAAAACAAAACAAUUUUAUUUGAAUCUUUUGAAUAUGAAUUAUGAUAUAGUUUGUUUGAGCGAAACAUGGUUGUCAGAAGGAUUUUUCAAUGAAGAAUUUUUUGACUCGCGAUAUAGUGUAUACCGAAAUGAUCGUGAUUACAAGCGUCUAGGAGUGACUAUGGUUGUGUUACUGUAGACAUGCGUCACUCUUACGUGCCUCCAUGUUUGCCUGAUGCGGACAUUACUUCUCUGGACCUACUUUUGGAAAAGUAUACAACCCGAAAAAAGUUAAGGGUUUUCUGCUGUUAUUUUCCACAAAACACACAACAAAGUAACUCUCAAGCUACAUUUUUUGAAUAUUUAUCUGAUCUAGUAAUUAAAUUCCCAAAUGAUAAAUUCAUAGUAUUAGGAGACUUCAAUGUUAAGGAUGCAACAUGGCUGCAUGUUCCCGGAGGACAUAUUACCAUUGUAAACACUUCUUAUAAUAAUUUAGUUAAUCAGCUAUUUGCAUUUAUGACAUUUACAGGAUUUAAGCAGUAUAAUAAUAUUUACAACAAUAAUAAUAGACUAUUAGAUCUUGUUUUAUCUAAUACUAUUU
Leptidea sinapis is the source of this 2152-nucleotide messenger RNA. RefSeq lists its product as uncharacterized. The transcript is spliced from 2 exons. Bases 212 to 1222 code for a protein of 336 amino acids. NCBI's taxonomy places the organism in Eukaryota, Metazoa, Arthropoda, Insecta, Lepidoptera, Pieridae. The record is from RefSeq and is a predicted model, not a curated record.